Symbiodinium natans is the source of this 2586-nucleotide messenger RNA. NCBI's taxonomy places the organism in Eukaryota, Dinophyceae, Suessiales, Symbiodiniaceae. The record is from the annotation of a GenBank genome assembly.
AUGAUGCCAGCUAGAUUUCACAGCAAGGCCAUGGACGGCUUGUUGGAAGGUUCGGUGUUUGCAUACGUCUCUAUGUAUGCACUGAUCAAAGACCGCUGGGCGGAGCCGCAGUUCAAUCCUGUGCAGCUGCAAACGGAGGCCUGGUACACGCCGUGCCUGUACAUAGGUGCCUUCUGUAGCAUCAUCAACGUGGGUCUUGCCUUGGUCGAGAUUGACCAUCGAACAUCGGCCUGUGUUCAGAACGUGCUCGACGAGUCUGCACUUGCGUCAUCUAGACAUCUGGCGUUUCGGGCCGCAGAGUUUUCGAUGCGAUUGUUGACGAUGCUGGCCUUCUGCACUUUUAUGCGUCCAUUGCGAUAUUGGUGGAUCGCGUAUGUGUUGGUUGCGGCGGACUACUUGUUUGGCGUAGCUCUUCUGGUCGUUCUGGGCGGUCGCGACCCAGUGCGUGAGGCCUCCGUGGUACUGGGUGUGCCGCUCUUCAUGGUGAACAUCAUGCAGUUCGUGGAUGCACCCGGAAUGAGUCUUCAGGCCCGCCAGAUCUCGGAGAUAAUGUUUCCUCUCAGAACUGCUGAGCUUCUUGGGGUGUUGGUAUUCUGCGUGUUGUGCCCGGCGGAGAUCAAGGUGGUUGGAUACCGCGAGGAGCGGCUGAGCAUGCUCUCCUUCGUGUUGAACUUGCAUCCAUCCUGGGCCAUCUGCUGGGCUGCAAGCGUGGUCAUCUACUACCUGCUCUUUGCAACGUAUGCUGCAAGGACCAAGCCGGGAGCAGAUCUUCAUAGCGCUGUUGCAUAUGGUGAAGUGGAAGUCCUUCGCAAGUUGCUGCGAAGCUCAGAGCUAGUCCUGGACAUCUCUCGCUUUGGCCCCGAUGGACGCAAUCCUUUGCACUUGGCAGCGAGGAGGGGUCAGGUGGAGUGCAUGAAGCUGCUCGUGGAGGAGAAGGCAGAUCUGCAGGCUCGGACGGGCAAUAAGCAGCAGUACACAGCUCUGCAUCUGGCAGCAAUGAACAAGGCUCCAGAUUCCGCACGCUUCCUUUGUCAAGUUUGCAGAGGUGAUGCGCGUGUGCUAAAUGCUGGAAAUGCUGAUGGAGACACCCCACUUCAUGUAGCGGCCAGGUUCCACAACGUAGAAGUUCUUCGGGAGCUGCUGCGGCAUCCUGCAGUAGACGUCAGGACCUUGAACAAGCAAGGGUUGGCAGCAGCCGAGUGCGCGCCAUCUGACAAGUUCAGCUUCGACCGUGACAGCGCGGAGUGUGCCAUAGCCGACAUGCUACGAGCUGCAGAGGCCAGAAGCAGACAAGCUCCACGAGCCAGCGAAGCCACGUCGGAGGCAGCGAGGCACUCCGCCCAGGAGGAAGUCCUGGAGCUCUCCAAAAUGACUUCGGGCAACCAGCGGUCAUCCAGCAGCGAGGUGCCCGCUGCGGAGCAGGUUGUUCCGGUGGACGAGGAAUCAAGGUUGCCGAAUUCACAGAACGUACCCUUGGUGUCUGUCGGACGCGAAGCCGAGGAGAAUUUCCUGAGGGCGAACCAAGGCGCCGGCAUGCAGCAGCUGUCUGUUGAUGCGCCUAUGGCAGUUACGAACUGCGGCCUUUCCUCGUUCAUGCUGAGUGCCGGUCUGGGCGCUGUCAGCAGAUUCUUUCUCGGGUCCAUCGCAGAAGAUUCAGACAGAGGAUUCAACGGUUCGGAGGGAUCCUCUGUCAGCUUGGAGGAUUUUGCUGAGAUGCGGAUGCUUGGGGAAGGCGCUUUUGGCAAGGUCGUACUGGUGCGCCACAAAGAAACAGGUGAGCUUUAUGCCAUGAAGACCAUGGACAAAGCAAAGUUCAAAGCACAGAAGAUCACAAGCAAAGCUCAGAGCGAGCAGUUCAUCUUGAGAACAACAAGGCACCCUUUCAUCGUGCAGUUGCACUUCGCUUUCCAGUGCUCAUACUUUUGGGCACUGGUCAUGGACUUCUGUCCGAAUGGAGACCUCCAGGGCUGCCUCGGGAAGUACGGCUUGCCUGGGCUCUGCUUGCAGGAUGCAGCGCGCUUUGCCGGAGAAGUGCUGCUGGCGCUGGAGCAUCUUCAUGGUAUCCGUGUGAUAUUUCGAGACCUCAAACUCGAGAACGUGGUCAUCGACUCCAACUUCCGAGCCAAGGUCACGGACUUCGGGUUAGCCAAGAAGCUCUACGCUGGGAGCGAUGCAAACACGAUGUGUGGAUCCUAUGGAUAUGCGGCUCCAGAGAUCAUGCUGAACACUGGCAGAUACACAUUCGCCGUGGAUCUCUAUUCCUAUGGGGUGAUGUUGUACAUGCUCGUGAGCGGCGGUGAGACUUCGCAGCGCAGUCCCAUGCAGAAAACUCGGCUGCCUCCAAAGACUCAUGGGCAGCUGAAGAAGAAGCUCAGGGAUGCGGAGAAGGACAUGGCAGUGGUGUGGGCCAGGCCAGCAUCCGCUGUGUUGCCGCUGCUGAAGACGCUGACCUCAGAGGCAAGCGCUUCUUUAGCGCUUUUUUGGGGCCCCAGGCUUGAUUACUACAUAUUACUACAUAUCACUACAUACUCCUACAUAUUACUACUAGGCCAGUGCAUGAUAUGGCUAAUCGGCUGCAGUUCCUGA